Messenger RNA from Colletotrichum spaethianum, 1128 nucleotides. Its product is annotated as ATP-dependent RNA helicase DEAH12, chloroplastic. The coding region runs from base 1 to 1128 and encodes 375 amino acids. Gene Ontology annotation, molecular function: zinc ion binding; ubiquitin conjugating enzyme binding; ubiquitin protein ligase activity. The record is from RefSeq and is a predicted model, not a curated record. The transcript is spliced from 2 exons. Gene Ontology annotation, cellular component: cytoplasm; ubiquitin ligase complex. Gene Ontology annotation, biological process: protein polyubiquitination; ubiquitin-dependent protein catabolic process; positive regulation of proteasomal ubiquitin-dependent protein catabolic process. NCBI's taxonomy places the organism in Eukaryota, Fungi, Ascomycota, Sordariomycetes, Glomerellales, Glomerellaceae.
AUGGACGACGAGACGCUCCGACUGGUCCUCGAGCUUCAGCAAGACGACCUCCGAGAACUUCAGCAGAUAGGCAACGUCGAACCAAGCGAUGAUCAGCUAGCUUUGAACUUAUACCGGGAGGAACUGGUAUCUCUCGCAACGGUCAUCUCAGACCGAGCUGUGUCGCGCCGUAUCAUUGAGGAGGAGGCCGGGGAGGCUGAAGAUGAAGAGCCUGCCGGCGAAGCAGUUGUACCUAUCGACGAAUCAGUUUUACCUGUAGACGGAGCAGUCACGCAGGCGUGCCAGCCUGCGAUAAUAGCCGAAUGCGUGAUUUGCCUAGACUUACACGAUCCGCGCGAACUAUACGAAAGUCAUGGUUGUCAGCACAUGUACUGCUCCAAUUGUCUCCGCGAUCUCUUUGAGAGAUCCAUCAACGAUGAGGCUCUGUUCCCUCCUCGAUGCUGUGGCCACAACAUCCCCAUCGACGACAUGUCCGAUAACACCUUCUUUGACCAGUUCGAAAAGACCUUCCGCGCCAAGCUGGUCGAGUACUCGACGGUGGAUCGAACCUACUGCCACAUUCUCACCUGCGCUGCAUUUAUCCCGCCCGCUACUAUUCAUGGAGAUAUUGGCAUUUGUCCCGAGUGCCAGGCCAGAGUCUGCGCUCUAUGCAAGGGCCUUGAGCACCAGGACCAUGCUUGCACCAAGGAUCCUGCUACGCAAGAGGUUCUCCAGCUGGCCACCGAGAAUAACUGGAAGCGAUGCCCGUCUUGCCAAGCUGUUGUUGAAUUGGGUGUCGGCUGCUACCAUAUCACCUGCCGCUGCAAGGAUCAAUUCUGUUAUCUCUGCCUUGCAAAGUGGAAGAGUUGUGAGUGCCCUGCUUGGAAUGAAGCCCGACUCAUCAACCCCGGCGAGGGAAGAGUUGCCAGAGACGCGCAAGCCCACAACAUCGCCCCAGAGCAGCGUCCGGUGGCCGUGCAGCUCAACCGGUGCAACCAUCUCUUUUGGAGAAGCAUCGACCUUGACGGCAACACCGCGGACCAGAGCGUGUGUGGCACUUGCAGGGAGGAGAUGCCUCUCUUCAUCUACCAGUGCGACGGGUGCUUGAUCAUGGCUUGUCGCCGGUGCCGGUACAACCGUUUCCGCUAA